GCGAGCGCCGGGUAGGAGAGCGAGGGCACUGUUGAGCCGAGUGGCCGGGCGGCGGGGAUGGGCUCGCGCUAGCGACUUGCUCCAGGGCUGGUGUCCUCUCGCCAUGUAGCGCAGGCUACGGGCGCUCUCCUCUUCUCUCCUCUGGUGGACCCGUUCUAGAGCAGCCCGGCGGGGAACAUGCGGAGAGCCCCGGCGCCCGGGCUGCUGCUCCCGCCGCCGUCACCGCUGCUGCUGCUGCUGGGGUUUUUGGUACUGGACAGGGGCUGCACGGCGCAGUACUCGAGCGACUUGUGCACUUGGAGAGGAAGUGGAUUAACUCAUGAGUCCCACAGAAAAGAUGUUGAACAAGUCUACCUCCGUUGUUCUGAAGGAACCAUAGAAUGGAUGUAUCCCACCGGAGCACUGAUAAUCAACCUGCGACCCAAUAUUAUAUCCUCUUCCAAACAUUGGACUGUUUGCAUAAAACCUUUCAAGAACUCUGCAGGAGCAAAUAUUUAUUUGGAAAAAACUGGAGAACUGAAACUACUGGUCCAAGAUGGAGAUCACAGGCCUACUAGAGUGCAUUGCUUCAACUUUGACCAAGGUGGGCUUUUUGUCGAGGCUACCCCUCAGCAGGACAUUAGUCGGAAGAUUACAGGCUUCCAGUAUGAACUGAUAAGUAAGGGGAUGGCAUCUGAUUUGCACAUGAUUUCUGCUCCCUGCCGACCUUGCAGUGACACGGAAGUUCUCUUGGCUGUCUGCUCCAGUGACUUUGUUGUCAGAGGUACCAUCCAAAGUGUAAUCAACAAGGAAGAUCAGCAAGAUUCCAUUAUCAACAUAAACAUUAAUAGAAUCUACAGGCAGAAAACAAGGAUCUUCAGCUCUGCUGAGGAGAGUAGCCAGUGGCAAGGACAGAUCAAGACUCUGCUUCAGUGUGGGGUGAAACCAGGAGAAGGAGACUUCCUCUUCACGGGCAGCAUGCACUUUGGGGAGGCCAGGUUAGGCUGUGCCCCACGUUUCAAAGACUUCCAAAGGAUGUAUAAAGAAGCCAAGGACAAAGGACUAAAUCCAUGUGAAAUUGGCCCAGACUGAAAUGAUGUUCUUCAGCUAUAGGUUACUCUUAGAGCUCAGCCAAAACUAAUUUUUAGUUGCUACAGAUGUGCUGAUUUAAAUGGAACUAAUAACUGAGAGAGGAACCACCUGAUGUCAGGAACACAAUAUUCUCCUUUAAAGAGGUCUAUUAGAGGAGACUAGAUGAGCAUCUAGUAUGGAGGAUCAUUGAAGUCCAGAGACUCCUUAUUGCUGCUGGAGGCUGGACUCUACGAAUUCCAAGGUACCUUCUAACCCUAUCAUCUUACAACUACAAGAACCACACAAGCCAGUCCUUGUGGCCAAUGGCUUGCUUAUGGAAUUGACUGAAGUACAAAGCUGGAAUACAAUCCCAUCUUUAGUCCAUUUGAACUAAAUUAUUUUUAUAACUUCCCUGGGGUGGGGAGGAAUGAAAUGCGUCACAAUCCAUGUCUUAAAAAUAUCAGUCAACCAAUGAACCUUGAAUCUUUGUAAUGCUAAUGUUUAAAAUGUGUUAAGCAGAUGUAGCAUUUUGCAUGAUAUACAUGGACGACAAUGUGGUAGAAGCCGGUGAACCCAUUUUAACAUUGAUGCUUUGUUUAAAAAGAAAAAAAAAGCAAAAAAAAAAAAAAGCUUGGUGUACAAUUUUUUUUAAAUUGUUUCUUAUGACAGAAAUUUAUGAAAUUAAACACUUGCUUUUCUUUUUAAAGAGAGAGAAUGUACAAUUACCACCUGCAGUUUAUGUUCAGAGUGGAUGAGUUGUUUCCAUUCCAGAGAAAUAAAAUGUUCCUGGAUUUGAGCCAAUGUUGUUGUGAUUCCCAUGCUGCUGCUGCCUUCUGCACUUUUAAAUUUCACUGAUUGGUAUCUGUACCAAGGUGGCAAAGAAGCUAUUUUAAGUGCAGGUUCUGUUUGUGUACAACACUCACAUCAUGUUCCAGGGCCUGGAAGCUUGCCUUCUGUCAGAAGGUGUUUAAGGAGCUUCAAGGCAGUGUCUUGAAUUGUAACACCCUAGCCAGCACACCAUAGCAGCUUUGCUCAAAAGUUAGUAAUAGAAGAAUAUUGCGGGGGGGAGGUGGCUGGGGACUUCUGACACCCAUCUUAAAGUUGCCAAGGUUGAGAAACACUGCCCUAUACAUUUAUCAAUCUAAGUACAGUAUUUUUCAGAAAUGUUGUACUUUAAUUUGACUUGAAGAAGUCACUUAUAAAUGAGGUUUGGUGUUUCAGAAAAAAGUAUAACGUAGACAUCAGUGACUUUAGAUACCUGACGAUUUCUAGCCCUGAACAUCCACCGUAGAAUGAGAUACAGGUACAGUGCAGAUGUCUAAAUACAAUCCAAGUGCGCUUGUUCCUGAUGUAUGCUUAUCAAUACGUGUUCAUUGGGAGCUGAAUUUUUUUUAUUCCCAGUUUUAUGAUCUUCAGUAUUAAUCCUCCACCCCAUCCUGUAACAUUCUCAGCUUUAUUAUGCUUAUUAUAAGGGUUAAAAAGCUGCAAUGGUAAUUUAAAACAAAAAUAAGAAAUUGAUUCUUUAAUAUUCCACAAGAACUUUUGGAGGUGGAGUAGCUUCUGUAAAUUAUAAAACCAAUUUCCCUAUAUAAUAAUUCACUUCAAUUAUUGUUGCUGUAGAAGAACAACUCAAAGAGUUUUUCUGCAUCUAUUUUUCUGCAUUCAGUGGUUUUUUUUGGUUUUUUUUAAACUUAUAAGAUGUAUUGGACCCAAACUCUGGGAUCUAAUGUCUUUCAGCUACUUCCAUUUGACACUUUCAUAAAUGUGUAUACUCCAAUUUUGUCUAAGAAUGGAUCUCCAAAUUCACGUGUGUGUGUGUGUACGUGCACCUUCAAGUCAGUGUUGACUCCUGGUGGCUGCCUG
Molecule: messenger RNA, 2913 nt
Organism: Python bivittatus (Burmese python)
Lineage: Eukaryota; Metazoa; Chordata; Lepidosauria; Squamata; Pythonidae
Gene: METRNL
Product: meteorin like, glial cell differentiation regulator
Biological process (GO): positive regulation of brown fat cell differentiation; energy homeostasis
Molecular function (GO): hormone activity
Source: RefSeq, a predicted model, not a curated record